AUGAGCUACAGGUCGCAUCAACCCCAUCUUGCUCGCCGUGAGGAAUCCGUGUACAUAUUAGACCCGGGAGUAUGGCCCAAACACGCCCAGAUCGUGGCUCGGCGAUCGGACGGCGCCCCGCGCGAGCAGAGGAGCUCGACGACCAGCGGCUUCUCGCCCGGGCUGCUGCAGCGACGUCGAGGUGGGAACGACAAAGAGGACAAGGUGGAGAAAAAGGACAAGCCAGACAAGCCAGACAAACCGGAUAAGCCUGGCAAGGCAAAGGACGACGGUCAAGAAAAGGCCAGAGGCAACGCGAAGAACAAGCCCGCGGCAGACCCAAGCCCAGUGACGGCACAAGACGCCAGCGAGCCGGCCCUGCCCUUCGUCGUCCCGCCGCCGCAGCUGCCACCGCACGAGAUCCCACCACCGCCGUCGCCGUCCACGCCGUCCACGCCCUCACCUUUUACUCCUACGACCCCAGGCUCCGCGAAUCCAUUUACCCUGCUCCCCAUACAGACGGAGCCGCCCGAACCUUUCAGCUCCCGGCUACGCUUUGCUAUCCCGGCCACCACUUCUAGCCCAACCCCCGAGCCAUCCAGCCCCGUCACUGCUGUACGGACAGAAACAGUCGUCUCUAAGAUCACACAAAUUGCAACCCCCAGCACCACGUCUCGCGAUAGGGCAACGGAUCCGCCUCUUUUGAUCGCUCCAACCCCAUCUCCCACCACCGCUCCCGCCAAAAACGGCUUUCUGCAAGACUCUGGCAGGGUGGCGGGUUUAGCCGUUGGAAUCACCAUUGCCUCUCUUAUCCUCUUUACCGUGGUUGGCUGGUUAAUUGUAAUAUUUAUACGACGCCGUCGGGAUAGAGAGGCAGAUGAGUCCUUCCGGGAUGAGCUGAAUCUCCAUGAAAAAGGCUCAAAUCGAUCCGCCGGCCCUUCUGGGGGUUAUGAAUGGGACCCAGAGUCUACGUUUGCCCCACCGUUCGUCAAGCGGCGAUCAAACCGCCAUUUGAGGACGGAAUCGUCCGCUUCUUCAGUAAUCCAUAAAAUAUGGCACCACGCCCGCAAAACGUCUCAGGGAGGUCUGGCCUUAUCUGAAAUAUUGCGACGGAAACCUUUACCCAUUCCCCCGGACAACAGCUCCCAAGUCUCGUUGACGAAAGAAGCCGCCGAUGAUGACCAUUUGCCGGACAUGCCGGAAAAGGCGCAUGCAACGACCAUCAGCACCAGGUCAUCUGGCGCCCUAUGUGUAGAUAUACCGGCGCCAGCCCUGCGGGAUAACACGCCGCAGGAUGCCCCGGCCCGUCCCCAGAGAGUCGCUCGCAAGAGUCUCUCCAAACUGUCAUGGUCUACCCCAACCACCAAAACCACAUCCCUGGCAUCCAUGUCUCACACCCAGCGACUCCCUUCAUUAGCAAGCAACUACGCCGGGACCGUAUUUUCGGAAGACAGCGAAGCUCCCCGAUUCCGCACUACCUCAAGCUGGGUUCUACACCAACAAAAGAAUUUAAAACGAAACUUGGUAGACCUGGGACAUCCACCCUCGCCGACCGUUGUUCCCGGCUCCCCUACUUUUAGAAGCAGUACCCUGAAAGAGGACGACAGUGAUAGAAAGAGGCUUUCGUCUAAAACUCUUGGCUAA
Molecule: messenger RNA, 1623 nt
Organism: Ophidiomyces ophidiicola
Lineage: Eukaryota; Fungi; Ascomycota; Eurotiomycetes; Onygenales; Onygenaceae
Exons: 2
Coding region: 1-1623 (540 amino acids)
Source: RefSeq, a predicted model, not a curated record